Argiope bruennichi is the source of this 814-nucleotide messenger RNA. RefSeq lists its product as uncharacterized. Bases 365 to 715 code for a protein of 116 amino acids. The transcript is spliced from 3 exons. Lineage: Eukaryota; Metazoa; Arthropoda; Arachnida; Araneae; Araneidae. The record is from RefSeq and is a predicted model, not a curated record.
UAAGUGACGAGGUCAGAGUUAUGUUGGUUUAAAAUGUGUAAUCUGUGAUAAGAAAAUCAUGGUGAUUUCUUCUGAUACUGUUGUCAAUAAAGGAACAAAUGUGAAUUCAAAUGAUUUUUGGAGCCAUGCUAGCAAGAGCUUACGAGAUAACAUCCAUUUUCACCACUUUACUUAUGCAUAAAUAGUGAAGCAGAACAUCUCGUAAAUCAACAUCAUAUGCAUCUGACACUACAGCAACAUACAGUGCGAAGAAGUCGACUGAUGACAUUAAUUUGAACAGCAGCAUAACGGUGCUUCCCUCUGCGGAAUGAAUGAAUGAUCUUUAUAGUUCCAGCUACAAAUUCUAUGUAUAGAAAAUAUCUGGAUGCCCAGAAAAGAAUGGUGCGAUAGUGAUUUGGGGGGAAAAAAACCCAUCAGAACUUGGAAUCGUAUAGCUUUUUCGAUUCCAAACUCUAGCCAUCAAAAUACAUUGCGCUUUAUUCGGGGAAGAUAUUCUCUUAAGAUGACAUUCAAGGACGUGAUAUUGACAAUCGGAUAUUUAAUCUACACAGACAUAGUUUUGACUAAAAUGAUACAGUGGAUGGCAUCCGGAAUCUUCAGCAAGUGCAUAUUUGAAUUAGGAGUAAUGAAGUAUUGGAAGGAGAUCCAACAUACGCAGUUUAUAAUAUUAGACCAAACCCAAAAUGCUUGUAUUGUACCAAAAUAUUAUCAAUGAUCUAUAUAGUGGAUAUGUGAAUACAUGUGUGAUUAGCGAUAUUUUAGGAUAUCAAUACAUGUUUUAUUCUUCUAUUUUUAAGGUGUAGAAUAUUUAUAU